This is a messenger RNA of Ornithorhynchus anatinus (platypus), 3119 nucleotides long. RefSeq names its product ELOVL fatty acid elongase 6 (gene ELOVL6). Gene Ontology annotation, cellular component: endoplasmic reticulum membrane; endoplasmic reticulum. The coding region runs from base 288 to 1115 and encodes 275 amino acids. Gene Ontology annotation, molecular function: fatty acid elongase activity. Gene Ontology annotation, biological process: fatty acid elongation, polyunsaturated fatty acid; fatty acid elongation, saturated fatty acid; very long-chain fatty acid biosynthetic process. The transcript has 5 exons. The record is from RefSeq and is a predicted model, not a curated record. Lineage: Eukaryota; Metazoa; Chordata; Mammalia; Monotremata; Ornithorhynchidae.
UGAUGCAGAAGCUCAGAGGAGGAGGAGGAGGAGGAGGAGGAGGAGGAGGCUAGGAAGGGGAGGAAAGCAAUGCUAAAUCCAGGAUAUAUCUGAGGGAGCGAGACGGAACAGGGAGGGGGAAUAAAGCCUGGGGGGGUGGGGGCGGGGGCAUCCCAGGAGCAAGCCCCGUGCAAUUUAUUUCUAUAUUUUUGUAAUAUAGCACGUAGCGUCUCUGAAGAAACCGGCCCCCAUGAACAUGUCAGUGUUGACUUUGCAAGAAUACGAAUUUGAAAAGCAAUUCAACGAGAAUGAAGCCAUUCAAUGGAUGCAAGAAAACUGCAUUACCUGGAUUUCAUAGCCACAGCCGGUCAUCCGAGACUCUCAUGAGGGUGGUGACGUGCUCUGAGGAUCCUAUAGAGACUUCCAGGAAAAAAUCAUUCCUGUUCUCAGCUCUGUAUGCUGCCUUCAUAUUUGGUGGUCGGUACCUAAUGAACAAACGGGCAAAGUUUGAACUGAGGAAACCACUAGUUCUCUGGUCACUGAGCCUUGCAGCUUUCAGUAUAUUCGGUGCUCUUCGAACCGGUGCUUAUAUGGUGUACAUUUUGAUGACCAAAGGACUGAAGCCGUCAGUAUGUGACCAGAGCUUUUACAAUGGACCUGUCAGCAAAUUCUGGGCUUAUGCAUUUGUGCUAAGCAAAGCACCCGAAUUAGGAGACACGAUAUUCAUUGUUCUUAGGAAACAGAAGCUCAUCUUCCUACACUGGUACCACCACAUUACUGUGCUGCUGUAUUCUUGGUACUCUUAUAAGGACAUGGUGGCCGGCGGCGGCUGGUUCAUGACUAUGAACUAUGGAGUCCACGCGAUGAUGUACUCUUAUUACGCCCUGCGGGCCGCGGGCUUCCGGGUCUCGCGCAAGUUCGCCAUGUUCAUCACGUUGUCCCAGAUCAGCCAGAUGCUGAUGGGCUGUGUGGUGAACUACCUGGUCUUCUCCUGGAUGCAACAGGGCCAGUGUCCGUCUCACGUUCAGAACAUCAUCUGGUCCUCCCUCAUGUACCUCAGCUACUUCGUGCUCUUCUGCCACUUCUUCUUCGAGGCCUACAUCGGCAAAACGAGGAAAGCGGCGAAGGUCGACUAGGGUUGGAACUGAAGAGGAAGCCACAGCUCAGGGUCAUCAAGAAAAACAGACAAAAUGGCACAAGGAAUUAAUACACAGACACAGGUGCGCGCGCACACACACACACACACAAACACACAUAUGUACAUAUACAUAUAUGCAUAUAUAUAUAUAUACACAUAUGCAUAUGUGUGUGCAGCUAAAAAAUGGGCAGCUUAGGGGUAGCUAGGUUGGUUAACCCAGUAAGUUUUAUGAUCCUUUCAUGGUGAGAACUCACUGAGUUCAACUCCAUCUCAAAGGAACACUGCUGCUGAAAGAUAUCUUCCCUCUUGUACUGUCAACUCUAGGACAAGGAAAAAAGAAAGAAACAGGAAGGAAAGGCAAAGAAGGCCACUAACAUGUCGUGGAGGAAAAAAAAAGGGGAAAUCCUAUUUAAUAAGUGUUCUAUUUCCCUAAGGACCGAAGAAAGACUUUUACUAAAAACAACUUAUUUCUAUAUCCUUUCUAAUCUUUUUCAACAUUAAACUUGAACAAAGAGGAGGAGACAUAGGGCGUGUGUCUGACUCCAGUGCUUUGGCAGAGACGAAAAGCUCCGAGCGUGAAAGUGUCUUGAAGAUCUUCUCUGAAAAGUGGUUAGAAACUACUGCUCUAUGAAUUAGGGGACCGACCGAAUUUCCCGCUGCAUACGAGAAUACAGGUGCGGCUUUGGGGAAAUGGGUGCACACGGAUGAACCUCGAGCAAGCAGAUGGGUGCUGCGAGAAAUUGUUCUUUUAAUGCGAGGAAAAGAAUCCAGUUUCAAAGGAGGAAUCAUUUGUCCAAGUGCAUUUCUGAUGGGAGUCCAGCAAUUUCUACUGUCGAAUAAGAUCUAAAGAGUUCAUCACUACUUCUAUGAUCACCCGAGGCUUUUAAGGGAAAGGCGGAGAGAUGAGGAAAAGGAAAAGCUCCAACAAAACGAUUUCUUUAAAUGAGCCUGUCCUGGAGUAAAAUAAGUAGUCCGGGCGUGAAUCAGGACAGAGAGUGGUGGAGGCUGUGGGGAGAGAAUUGGAGGAAGAGAAGCCGGAAAUCAAGUUCGGUGUACAUCUUUACACGGCUUCAAAAUGAAGCCUUGAAGUACGAUACAUAGUUUAUAUUUUUGUGAGUUUCCAGGAAAAAAUAAAAAUAAAAAACCCUGCAGGACUAUAUUGGAAAAACACUGUGUUUCUGCAUCUUCUAUAUUUGCUUUUCCAAGCAGUGUAGAAAUGUUCAAAAGUGCCCUCUUCUGGCCACGUGGAGAUGCUACGAUUUCCAUUGUGUGGAAAACAAAAUGAAAAUUGAAAUGAUUUUGCUGCGACCCUGAAACCCCAAGUCCCCUACGGCCUUAUCCUCGGUUCUAAAAAUGGCACAGAAUCGCAGCAUCCAAUGGCUUCUUAAGAAGACAUCCCGUCUCAAGUAAGCCUCAGAAAUCCGAAAAGGUAUUCCAUUCUGGAACUCAGAGAAUUAGUUAUUAAGAGCCAUAUUCUUUAAAGGAGAAUUUGUUGACAUUACCUGUGAUAUUUCGGUCCUUAUCGAGCCAGAUCAAUGCGUGAAAGUUCCUAGCGUUUCAAAAAAGCAAUUACGUAAACUCGCUGUUACAUGUGAUCACAUAGAACAACAAAACCGUAUCAGUUAAGUAGUUUUACCAAAUGGUUAGAAAAACUAGAUGAACAGAGUAGGGGCUGCUAUUCUGCAGAGAGCUUUCACAAGAAACAGCACACAUUGAUUCAUCCGUAGGUGACCCAUCCAACACAGCCCAGCUGAAGACCGACACAUUUACCGCUCACACAAAAAAGCUGUCAUUUCUCUUUCUUGCUUUAAUUUGAGAGUGUGCAGUACAAGGGAUUUUUCAAAUUAUUUUUGUAUUAUUUUAGCUUUAAUUGUGCUGUCAUUCAUGAAGCAGAAGUGUUCUGGUUUUCUGUCAGAGAUGACAAGGGCUUUUUCAGCGUCUCAUUUCCGUGUGUAAUUAAAAAAAGAAUAAAGUUACAUUCCAUUUUGUGUGAAUGGUCUUA